AUGAUCGAGCAGCAGAAGCGGAAGGUGCCGGGUGGCCCUGGCCCCGCUCCGGCUCCCGCGCCGGGCCCGGCUCCUGCCCCCGCCGCGCCUGGAGCUGCCCCGGCUCCCGCCGCAGACCUCCCGCUCGUUCCCGUGCCCGCCAAGAGGCCCCGCCAUGACGUGCCGGGCGCGCCGGGCACGGGCGGCGCCGGCGGGCAGCCCCCGGGCGGGGCGCUGCUGCAGGGGGGCCCCCCACGCUGCUCCUCACUCCAGGCCCCCAUCAUGCUGCUCUCGGGGCACGAGGGGGAGGUUUAUUGCUGCAAGUUCCACCCCAACGGCAACACCCUGGCCUCGGCUGGAUUCGACAGGCUCAUCUUGCUGUGGAAUGUCUACGGGGACUGUGACAACUUUGCCACCCUGAAGGGGCACAGCGGGGCCGUCAUGGAGCUGCACUACAACACGGAUGGCAGCAUGCUCUUCUCAGCCUCCACGGACAAGACCGUGGCCGUGUGGGACAGCGAGACCGGGGAGAGGGUGAAGAGGCUGAAGGGCCACACGUCCUUCGUGAACUCGUGUUACCCGGCCCGGAGGGGCCCCCAGCUCGUCUGCACCGGCAGCGACGACGGCACCGUCAAGCUGUGGGACAUCAGGAAAAAAGCUGCUGUGCAGACAUUCCAGAACACCUACCAGGUGCUGGCUGUCACCUUCAAUGACACCAGCGACCAGAUCAUCUCUGGAGGCAUCGACAACGACAUCAAGGUGUGGGACCUGCGGCAGAACAAGCUCACCUACACCAUGAGGGGCCACGCUGACUCGGUGACGGGGCUCAGCCUGAGCUCUGAGGGCUCCUACCUGCUCUCCAACGCCAUGGACAACACAGUUCGGAUCUGGGACGUGCGGCCCUUUGCCCCCAAGGAGAGAUGUGUGAAGAUUUUCCAGGGGAAUGUCCAUAAUUUUGAAAAGAACCUUCUGAGGUGCUCUUGGUCCCCGGAUGGCAGUAAAAUCGCAGGGGGCUCAGCUGACAGGUUUGUCUACGUGUGGGACACCACAUCCAGAAGGAUCCUGUACAAGCUGCCAGGCCAUGCUGGGUCUGUGAAUGAACUGGCCUUCCAUCCAGAGGAGCCCAUCAUUCUCUCUGCAUCCAGUGACAAAAGGCUCUACAUGGGGGAGAUCCAGUGAAGCCAGUGGUGGGAUCUGUGCCCUCAGGAUCCUCGACUUCCAGCGGUGGGAUGGACUCUCUCCCCCUUGGCUCGUGGCACUGGGGAAUGUUGCAGCACCUCCGUGUGACAACCCACCCUGUGCAGGUCUUAAAGUCUCACUGGGCAGCUUUUUCCACCUCCUCUUUCUUUAGGGAGGAAGGAAAAUUUGGAAUUGAAAGUAACUGAGUUUUGACUGUGCCACUGAGGAUUUAACCCUCCCCCAGACCCCUUGGAUUAGGUAACUUUUGUUUGAAGCCCAGGCAUACCCUGUGUAUUCCCUGUCCAGUUCCUCUUCUGUGUUUUUUAUACAGUUAAAACUGCAAUAAAUGGCUUUUUACAGA
Molecule: messenger RNA, 1519 nt
Organism: Chiroxiphia lanceolata (lance-tailed manakin)
Lineage: Eukaryota; Metazoa; Chordata; Aves; Passeriformes; Pipridae
Gene: SNRNP40
Product: small nuclear ribonucleoprotein U5 subunit 40
Exons: 10
Coding region: 1-1158 (385 amino acids)
Cellular component (GO): catalytic step 2 spliceosome
Molecular function (GO): RNA binding; protein binding
Source: RefSeq, a predicted model, not a curated record